AUUCCAAGCACUUAGCUCAAGAUGUUUUUACAUUAGCAAGAAAAAUUGCACAAGUGGAGCGGUUGAAAAAAUUAUAUUCACCAAUUUCUUCCUAUACUGGCGGCAAAAAACCUGAUAAAGAUCGAAUGCGGUAUUUGAGAUCUUCAACCAGAUUUGAUGUUACAUUCAGUUUAAUUGUACCAGAGCCUCACAUUGUGGACAUUAAUUGGGAUAUUGCUAAAGCUAUUAAUGCAUAUGUAAAGCCUUUUCUUGAAGAAUUAGAUCUUGUUUCUUCUGUAACUAUAAAAAGUCAGAUCUUGUACAUGACUUCUUUACCUAUACCUACCCAGAUGUCUAGUGAUGAAAGGGGGGAAUUUGUUCUUAACUUGGAACACCUUCCUUCGCUUAUAAACCCAGUUGAAGCAAGGCUUGGUUCAGAUAUUUCAGUGGAUCCCAAUCUCAACUUUGUUGUGUAUAUUCCAACUAAAGAACAGACACCUUUGCGGAUUUAUGAUUCUAAAGGGCAGCCUGUCUCUUCAAAUGCCUUUCUGUUGCCUCAAUGGGGUGGUUUUCUGAUGUUCAAUUGUCCUAUGCCAGAAAAUUCAUCUUUACCACAUACUGUAAAUCUUGAUGUGCAUGCAGUGAUGGAAGUUUUUCUUAGUCAAUUUCGGUUGUUGUUAGGUUUACUAGAAAUGGAUUCUCUCAGUGAUGAAAAUUGUCAAGUCAUGCCAAGUUCAAGUAUUCAUAAAUGGGAAGUGGAUUUUCUGCUACGCAAGAAUUCUCAGGAAUAUUUAUCAAGUGCCAUCUCUUCUCUGUCGUCUCUUAGCCAGCUGCUGAAAACUAUUGGAAACAUUGUUAUCAGAGAUGAAGUGGGACAAAAAGUAAAUUUUUCUUUU
This is a messenger RNA of Stegodyphus dumicola, 875 nucleotides long. RefSeq names its product phosphatidylinositol glycan anchor biosynthesis class S (gene PIG-S). Gene Ontology annotation, cellular component: GPI-anchor transamidase complex. Gene Ontology annotation, biological process: attachment of GPI anchor to protein. NCBI's taxonomy places the organism in Eukaryota, Metazoa, Arthropoda, Arachnida, Araneae, Eresidae. The record is from RefSeq and is a predicted model, not a curated record.